Molecule: messenger RNA, 999 nt
Organism: Colletotrichum gloeosporioides
Lineage: Eukaryota; Fungi; Ascomycota; Sordariomycetes; Glomerellales; Glomerellaceae
Exons: 2
Coding region: 1-999 (332 amino acids)
Source: RefSeq, a predicted model, not a curated record
AUGGGCAUAUUGUGGUGGGCUACCGGCUUGUUAGUAGGGCUUAGCUUCACCUCCGGAGUUUAUGCCUCCAACGCAGGAUUGUACCCGCUCGCGAACCGGGGAACACUCUACCAUCGAGAUAUAUGGAACGACUCCACCAUUGUCCCAAAUGCCGUAAAGGAACCAAAUGCAACCGGAAGCUGGCCAAUCGUCGGUAUCGACCUUUCCAAACCAUUAGUGAAUCCACCGGACUCGACUCUAUAUGGCCGAGGUAAUGGUUGGAGCAUCGAGGUAAAAGUUGCAACCAAUAGAACCAAUGGCGAUACUCCCAAAGUGGAACCCGAGAGAAAUGCUGUGUGGAACAUCAACCCCAUCACCAUCGACCUCGAAGGGCCCCAGAACGCGUUCGAAGCAGGCAACGCCAGCAACAACUACUCCUUCUGCUCCUACGUCUGGAAUGGAAUCAGCGACCCGUACACUAAGAAAGACUUGGAGACAUUGGACGAAGACACGGAUGGCUCUUGCAACGGCUGGAUCUCGAAUAUGUGCAUUGAGGAUUUGAAGCAAGCAGCCAGAACAGCGCGAUGCAACUCAACCAGCGGUGACCUGAUCCACAAACCGGAUAGCUGCGGCAAGAAGAUAGACCCUCUUUCAUACCUCAUAAGGAACUUGACGAACCAGACAGAGGCAACAGCAAACAACGACACCGGCCCGGUUUACAGUCUGUACUCAUGGGUGGCUGGUAUUUUCAACGCUUCUGAUGAGAAGAAAACCAACGACUCUUACGACGAAGCACUGACAAGAGUCUGGCCUGUCGUUUUGUCGUUCAACUAUGACGAUGGCGAAAACCAGACGGACUAUCAAGUCUUUCGAUGCGUUCGAGCAAACAACGUCGUGCAAGGGAGUCGUGAGCCUGACGGCUUUGGCGAUAGACCCAACGUGGCAGGAAGUCUCAGAUGGUCCGUUUCUACCGUGGCUCUGGGUUUAGGCAUUUCAUUAGGGAUCUCUUUUGUGUUUUGA